Messenger RNA from Triticum dicoccoides, 856 nucleotides. Its product is annotated as agglutinin-like protein ARB_02240. NCBI's taxonomy places the organism in Eukaryota, Viridiplantae, Streptophyta, Magnoliopsida, Poales, Poaceae. The coding region runs from base 261 to 740 and encodes 159 amino acids. The record is from RefSeq and is a predicted model, not a curated record. Gene Ontology annotation, molecular function: zinc ion binding; nucleic acid binding. The transcript has 2 exons.
AUGCCUUAUACCUCUCUGUGAUCCGUCAGGAGCAUGCUCUUCAGCAGGGUGACUCUACUGUUGAUGACUUCUAUGCACAGAGUUCUGCUAUCUGGCGCCAGCUUGAUUCUCUCCGUAGUGCUGGGUGUCGUACCUGCCCCUGUUGCCAGGCUGUCCAGGCCAAUUUGGAGUUUCAUCGCGUCUAUGAGUUCCUGUCUCGGCUCCGUAAGGAGUUUGAACCCCGGCGUGCUCAGGUGUUUGCUCGUGGCCGUAUUUCUCUCAUGGAGGCGCUUUCUGAGAUUCGUGCUGAGGAGACUUGCUUACGUGGUGCUGGUUUGCUGGAGGUUCCCUCUGUGCUUGCUACUCGUGCUCCUACGCCACUUGCUCCAUCGACCACUUCUCGCUCGAGUGCUCCGCCGCUCUUGCCCACUCCUUCUGGAGGCUCAGGUCGCCCCCGUCCACAUUGCGCCUAUUGCAACAAUGAUGGUCAUCUUGAGUCUCAGUGCUACACGAAGAAGAAACACCUGCGCAAGGCUCGAUCAUCAUCUUCAGGGACUUCGUCAUCUACCUCGACAGCUUCAGCCAUUGCUUUGACUGAGCAGGAUAUUCUGAGACUUAAGCGUCUGCUCGCGGCUUCAGGUUCUUCCUCGACGGGUACUGCCGGUUCUGUGACUGAUGCUUCCCGCACUGAGCAAUCACCCUCUACACAGUCAGGACCGUCACACGCACACUCUGGUUGGGGCUGGCCCUCGCCGCCGUGAUUCUCAGGGUCUUUGGGAGUUGGACUGGCUUCAUGUUCCUUCUGCUGCCACCACCAUCGCCAGUUCUUCCGCUUCUGUUGUCUCCGUCACUGGUUCCUUCCAGCAGUGGCAUCAUC